Molecule: messenger RNA, 2668 nt
Organism: Notothenia coriiceps (black rockcod)
Lineage: Eukaryota; Metazoa; Chordata; Actinopteri; Perciformes; Nototheniidae
Gene: il10ra
Product: interleukin 10 receptor, alpha
Exons: 7
Coding region: 169-1917 (582 amino acids)
Biological process (GO): cytokine-mediated signaling pathway
Cellular component (GO): plasma membrane
Molecular function (GO): protein binding; cytokine receptor activity
Source: RefSeq, a predicted model, not a curated record
CAGCACAUCAGCGAGAGAAGAGCUGCUGCUUCUUAAUUUAUCAACACUUUAAUGUUCAUUUGAACAGCUACACUUUGUUGUGGAGGGAAGACUUUUCUCCAGUUGUAUUUUCUUCACUGAUGAUUGGAAUAGGGACUUUUUUUGGCAGCCAGUGUGGAUUAUGAUUCAAUGAUAUUAUCUCUCCAUAUACCGGAUAUGGAUAUAUACAAUAACACCAUUUUUAUCUUCCUGAUUUUCUACCGAAAUCUUGUGUCAGGACUGGACCUCCCUCAGCCUGACAAUGUGAUUGUGAAGAUUUCAGAAGGCGAGGUUCAUGUACUUUGGAAACAUCCUGUGGACGCUCCGUCAGACUCCCGCUACAAUGUAGAAAUGGCAAAGUACAUGGGUGGGGAAUGGGCCAUGGUCGCCAGCUGCACAGGGAUCAAAAAGACGAACUGUGAUGUAAGCAGCCUUAUAAUUGAAAAACGCGCUCCCUAUAAGGUCAGAGUUCAGCUGGUUGCAGGAGAUAACAUCUCAUCGUCUGUCUGGACACAAAAGAAGAAAUUCUUCUUAAAUGAAGGGGCAUUGCAGCCACCCUCCUUCACUUUGUGGGCGACUUCUAGCACUCUCAAAGUUUCUGUUCACCAGAAACCGAUUCUGAAAGAACUCUUUCUUUUCGGGGUCACCUACACCAUCUACCUGGAAGAGAGAGGACAAGAUACAAAGAAUACCACAGCAUACUUGGAAGAUAACAUGGCCGAGGAUCAGAGGACCAAGUCUUUCAGCUCACUCCACUGGGGGAGAGAGUACUGUGUUAGCAUCAAGGUGGAGGGCAAAGGAGCAGCAGCUAUGUCCAGCAGCAGUGUGUCCCCAAAACAGUGUCUGCAGCUCCCAGAGCAAGAGUUUUUUAUAAUGGCUGUGUCGUCCCUAUCGAUUCUGGGUGUGUUGGCCAUCAUUGCGAUCAUAGUAGCCAUCCUCUUGUGUUACCUGAGAGGUCAAGAGAAAACACCUGCUGUAUUGAAAUCCCCUGUUAGAGGCUGGCUUCCACUUUCUGUUAAAGAAGGGGCUGUGGAGGUUGUUACAGACAAAGGAUGGUUCCUGUCCAGCAACAGAACAGAAGUGAAAACCUGUGUCAACGAUCCGAUGACACAUGUUACGGUAACAGUGGACGAUGAAGAGGAGGAGAGGAGGACCAGCCUGGACAGCGGAGUCAGCAUGGAGACCAACUCUGCUACAAACAGCGAGGGAAGUCCUCCAAUGAGACAAGAGGACAGCGGCUUUGGCAGCUUGGGAGGAUCUGAGAGCUCCACUAGCUGUCAGACAGAUUACCCCCUGCAGGAUGAGGGGUCUUCCAACACUGGGAAGAGGGAGGAUAGUGGGGUGGGGCUGUGCUGCCAGGUGGAUAUAUCUUCCAUAAACCUAGAUGGACAGGACAGUGGGUCUCUAAAGGUGGCUGGGGGAAAUUAUCGCAGUCAGAGCCCCUGUGCUGUGCAGAUUAAUGUCUGUGAUGAGGAGGAGAUGUUUAAACAGAUGCUUCCUGACUCAGUUUUGGCUGAAGUGGUGACAGGUUACAGGGCUGGGCCUCAAUCGUGUAUCUGCUCAGGAACAGGGCAGUGCACUUGGUGCCAUACACAAGGACAUGAUGGAGCCAAAGUCAUAAAACAAUACAGAGCUGUGUGUAUUGAAAAUGGACAAGUCAGCAACAGUUGUAAUUUUGUGGACUCUAACAAAGGGCAGCUUACAUUUUCAAGAUAUCACAAACAAACACAAAUGGACACUGUUAUAGUGGAUGAUUUAGAAACAACUUUUAUACAACUGGAGAAUACGUUCCCUUUGCUAACAACGCUGUCAUCGCUUUCCUUAGUGGAGGAAGAACAGGACUUCAAUAUGAACAAUUUGUCUCUCUCCCUCUGUGACGUACAGCUGACGACUGAGUGAUACGCAGUGGAAUGCAACAACGUUAUAAAAUCAUGCUGACCUAACAAGUCCCAGUGCUAAGCUGCAGCAAUGCACUCCCUUUUCUUCCAUGACACACUUUUUAUUCAUAAGAAAAGGCAUGUUGUUUUAUGGGGAGAGGAAUUGCCUGAGAAUACAAAGGGGGGAAAACUGUAAGGAGAAAACAAAGCAAGCAACAGGUUGUUUUUUAACAUAGGCAGGAAAUUGAGGUUAGACCACACAGCUGCACGCUGAUAGCUGUCAGUUGAAGUUUCAGGAGCUUCUAGGGGUAGAAAACAUACCAACGAAGACCUUAUCCAACCCUGCCUUACUUGGUAUUUACGACUGACUGAAAAGGCUGUAUCCCGGAAGUGAAACUGGUGUGGGGAGCAACGCAGAGAAACAGUUUGACAGAUACGUACUUCUUGACAUUUUGCGAUCUCUCCGUGGCUGUCACCUCUGCUAAAAAAUGACACUUUUAUGUUGGUAACCGACAUGUAAUGUAUUUUUCUUUUCUUUUUUACCACUACCACUUAAGUUUUAGACAUUAAUGUAUUACUUGGAAGCCACUUUAAAGUGCUGUGACCUCGUGUUAAACAAAGGAGUAAAAUGUGCCUAUUCUAAUUUACGAUGAUGUGCAGGACAUUUUAUGGAGAUAUGAAGCAUGUGACAUUAAUAUGCAUAAACUGCACCCAGUGUCCGAGCUACUUCGUUUUUUACUUUUUUUAAAUUUAUUAAAAAAACUAUUUAUUUA